Molecule: messenger RNA, 1100 nt
Organism: Cucurbita pepo subsp. pepo (vegetable marrow)
Lineage: Eukaryota; Viridiplantae; Streptophyta; Magnoliopsida; Cucurbitales; Cucurbitaceae
Product: microbial collagenase
Source: RefSeq, a predicted model, not a curated record
AUUUUAAUUGAGUUGCCAAUCAUGGGGUACAAGGAUUUGAUCCGCACCAGAUAUUUGUAUGGAUGAAGAGAAGAACCAAGAAGAACUUCUUCCUCUUCAGGCCAAGAACGCCGCCAUCGUCGGAGCUAAAUAACGAUGACCUCACUCGUAGUACCGCCUUCAACUUUGGGAUCCUCGUUCUUCAGCUGGGUCGCUUCCAGUUCAUCCAAUAACUCUCUCAAGCCCCCAAAAAUCUUCCUCAAAACCCCUUCUAAUGCCGUGGCGCUAUACCCCAUUUCGUUAAAAUCUUCAAACCGGCCUUCAUUUGACAGAUUUCCGCGAACGAAAAUCUGGGCAACUUUAGGCGAAAAGGACCCAAAUGGAGCAGCCCCACUUCAAGUUGUGGAAGAGAGUUCCAGCAGUAUUGUGGACGAGGAAGUGGAAAAGAGUGUCAAAGUGCUAAAGGAUGCGGCGAAGACUAGACGGGUAGCAGCAGAAGAAGUUUUGACAGCACUUUCUGUUCUUGAGAAGGCCAAACUUGACCCUUCAAAGUUUUUUAAUACACUUGGUGGAACAAGCUCUCCAGGGAGAACCUGGAUGCUUAUUUUUACUGCUGAGAAAAAAUUGGAGAAAGGGCGGUACUUUCCUCUCACAGCCAUCCAGAGGUUUGAUGCUGCUGGAAAAAGAAUAGAGAAUGGAGUGUUUCUGGGACCUAUUGGAAGCUUAACAUUUGAAGGUAGAAUGUCGUGGAAGAACAGAAUAUUAGCGUUCAUUUUCGAGCGAAUUCGGAUCAAAUUUGGACCUUUAGAACCUUUGGAGAUCAGUCUUGGUAAAAAGGAUGAAAGGGAGCCAAGCAGUAAAGAUCCUUUCUUUAUCUGGUUUUAUGUUGAUGAGGAACUAGCUGUUGCUCGUGGUAGAAGUGGGGGAACUGCGUUCUGGUGCCGGUGUCGUCGUGUUAAUACUUAGUUCUUUUCUUCAUCAAACAUCUGGCCUUGUUCAGUGUGUUAUAUUUGUUAAGAACAUGUACAUGCUAACUGGUCUAUAAGAAUUUCAAUUUGUUCUCUCCUAUUUGCUAUCUCUGAGCUUCACUUCUGGAGAAAUCAAUGCCAUUUUACUUCAUA